AUAAGAAAAGUAGCCAACUUACUAUUUUUGAAGGGUUUCUAUUUUCUCUCACCUUCACUUAUUAUCAUCUUUAUUUCUCUCUCUCUCUCUCUAGGUUGUGUUACCUACUCAACAGGUUAACCCCCAAAAAUUAAAAAAAAUCCUAGUUUUUGAGAAGUAUUUUAGAGAGGCAAAAGCUAUAGAAAAACCCAGUUCUAUAUUUAGUAUUCUUUCAUAAAUUUUAUAGCUAGACUUCUCAUAUUAUUUUUCCUUUUUUUGAGCAUCUAUUAUAAUAUUUUAUAAGUGUAAUAUAUAUAUCAUAAUAAAUAAAUAUUUAUAUUACAAAAUAAUGGGAAGAGGGAGAGUAGAAUUGAAGAGAAUUGAGAACAAAAUAAAUAGGCAAGUAACUUUUGCAAAGAGAAGAAAUGGUUUGCUUAAGAAGGCUUAUGAACUUUCUGUUCUUUGUGAUGCUGAAGUUGCUCUUAUCAUCUUCUCUAACCGCGGUAAACUCUAUGAAUUCUGCAGCAGUUCCAGUAUGGCAAAAACCUUGGAGAGGUAUCAAAGGUGUAGCUAUGGUUCACUUGAAACGGGUCAGCCUUCAAAGGAGAACGAGAAUAGCUACCAAGAAUAUCUAAAGUUGAAAGCCAAAGUUGAUGUUCUACAACGAAACCAAAGGAAUCUUCUAGGGGAGGAUUUGGCAGAGUUGAGUACCAAGGAGUUGGAGCAGCUUGAGCAUCAACUAGACAAGUCCUUAAGGCAAAUCAGAUCAAUUAAGACACAACAUAUGCUUGAUCAACUAGCAAACCUUCAAAGAAAGGAGGAGAUGUUGCUAGAGUCCAAUAGAGCUUUGAAAGCAAAGUUGGAAGAAUCUUGUGCAACGUUGAGGCAACAAUGGGAUGUUGAAGCGGCACAAAAUAAUCCUACACCUUAUGUUCGCCAAUCUAAUGAGGAUUUCUUUGAGCCACUGCCUUGCAACAAUAACUUGCCGCCAAACGGUUAUAAUGUUGUGACGCAGGAUCACUUGAACAACGCGACAACUUCAACUCAUAAUGACAAUAAUAAUGGCUUUACACCAGCAUGGUUGCUUUGAUUUACAUGAACUGUUUUUUAGUAUAAGUUUACUUCUUGAUGAUUAAUCUAACUAUAAUGGACUUUGUAUUGUAAUAAUGUACGUUUAUUAUAGUCUGAAUAAAUCAAUAAAGCAGUUGAAGAGGGCGCAUAUUUCAUUUCCUAAAAAGAAUGUGAUUUAAUGGAUGAAUUUUACUACUUUAGGACCUACUGUACAAUGGAAGAAGAGUAGAAGACUUAAAACAUUACAGCUGAAUAAAUUAAGCUCGUCAAAUGAUUAUAG
Molecule: messenger RNA, 1330 nt
Organism: Chenopodium quinoa (quinoa)
Lineage: Eukaryota; Viridiplantae; Streptophyta; Magnoliopsida; Caryophyllales; Amaranthaceae
Product: MADS-box protein CMB1-like
Exons: 8
Coding region: 329-1069 (246 amino acids)
Biological process (GO): positive regulation of transcription by RNA polymerase II
Cellular component (GO): nucleus
Molecular function (GO): RNA polymerase II cis-regulatory region sequence-specific DNA binding; protein dimerization activity; DNA-binding transcription factor activity, RNA polymerase II-specific
Source: RefSeq, a predicted model, not a curated record